This is a messenger RNA of Melozone crissalis (California towhee), 3966 nucleotides long. It is a transcript of the gene CDH18, whose product is annotated as cadherin 18. The record is from RefSeq and is a predicted model, not a curated record. Lineage: Eukaryota; Metazoa; Chordata; Aves; Passeriformes; Passerellidae. Gene Ontology annotation, molecular function: calcium ion binding; cadherin binding. Gene Ontology annotation, biological process: cell morphogenesis; cell-cell junction assembly; calcium-dependent cell-cell adhesion. Gene Ontology annotation, cellular component: catenin complex; plasma membrane; adherens junction. The coding region runs from base 827 to 3211 and encodes 794 amino acids. The transcript is spliced from 15 exons.
CGAGAGAAAGCGUGCAACAGAGGGAGACCGUACCCACUGUAGCAUCAGUGUGUGACAGGUGGUGCCUGAUAACACUGAUAUUGAGCUCCUUCAGUGGAGAACUUGCUGAGCUACCCUUUUUUUCAUUUGCAAGAGGAUGCCAGCUCUAAGCCAGUGCAAUUGAUGACAGACUGGAUCUUGGAAUAGUUCGUUUCACUUACAAUUACAUCUCUCAUGUUCUGCUUCUCUGAAGAAAGGCUUAUUACGGAAGACAAAAAUUCAUUCUCUCCCCUUACCUCACAUAUUAUUGAUGAUAUACAGAGUUUGAUCUUCCAGUGAAAGCUACUGAAUCAGGAUUUUGGCGUCUUCAGUGGAGGCUUGCAAGACUGUUCGGUGGAAAACACAUUUCUAAGGUCUUGGCUAGUCAUCAAGCUACAAAACAAAUUCAAGACCAGAAGACAAAAAGGCAGCUGAAGUAGUAAUUCUCCUGAAGAAUUAAGACACCGGUGUCUUUGAGCUAAGGAGGCAGUAGGUUUGAUUUGGCAAACCAUUUGGAAAAGGAGGAGUGGAGAAGUGCCCUGUAACCAUUGAACAAUAGAAAAUGGUCGGCCGUGGAACUCUAUUGUGAAGACCUCAGAAGAAAUAUCAAUUUUUCCAGUCAGCUUUUCAUAAUGUAAAUAUAAUUUGAGCUUUCCCAAAUGGGCAGCUAAACCAUGAACAAGCAGAAAAACCUAAUUUGGACUGUAUUUCUGAAGCAGACUUCGCCUUCACUCUCGGGAACUUAUUGAAGGAUUACAGCUUAAAAGGACAAGAGAAAGAAAACCUUGAACAGGAAUCUUAUCCUACAAUGAGAAUUACAAGUACAUCUUGUAUCUGCCCAGUCCUAGUUUGUCUCUGUUUUGUACAGAGGUGUUGUGGAGCUGCUCACCAUGGCUCCAUCAAGGUGACCAGAAAUCAAACCAAACACAUAGAAGGCGAAACAGAAGUGCAUCAUCGUCCAAAGCGUGGAUGGGUGUGGAAUCAGUUCUUUGUUUUAGAAGAACACAUGGGACCAGAUCCUCAGUAUGUAGGAAAGCUGCAUUCCAAUUCCGACAAAGGUGAUGGAUCAGUCAAAUACAUUCUUACUGGAGAAGGGGCAGGGACUAUAUUUAUUAUUGAUGACACAACUGGAGACAUCCAUUCAACCAAAAGCUUAGAUCGAGAGCAGAAGACACACUACGUGCUUCAUGCCCAAGCUAUUGACAGACGGACAAACAAGCCACUCGAGCCUGAAUCUGAGUUCAUUAUCAAAGUGCAGGAUAUCAAUGACAAUGCACCAAAAUUUACAGAUGGACCAUACAUUGUUACUGUGCCAGAGAUGUCUGAAAUGGGUACAUCUGUUCUACAGGUGACAGCCACAGAUGCAGAUGACCCCACAUAUGGAAACAGUGCCAGAGUAGUGUACAGUAUUCUUCAGGGACAGCCAUAUUUCUCUGUUGACCCCAAAACAGGAGUCAUCAGAACUGCCUUGCACAAUAUGGACAGGGAAGCCAGAGAGCAUUAUUCCGUUGUCAUUCAAGCCAAAGAUAUGGCUGGGCAGGUCGGAGGGCUGUCAGGGUCAACAACUGUAAAUAUCACACUCACAGAUGUCAACGACAAUCCACCCAGGUUUCCUCAGAAACAUUAUCAACUGUAUGUUCCUGAGUCGGCUCAAGUUGGAUCGGCAGUUGGCAAAAUCAAAGCAAAUGAUGCAGACACUGGCUCAAAUGCAGACAUGAAGUACACGAUUAUAAAUGGUGAUGGCGCUGGGGUAUUCUCCAUAUCUACUGACAAAGAAACCAGGGAAGGAAUUCUCUCUCUGAAGAAGCCACUCAACUAUGAAAAAAAGAAAUCAUAUACACUUAAUAUAGAAGGAGCAAAUACUCACCUGGAUUUUCGCUUUUCGCACCUGGGACCAUUCAAAGAUGUAACAAUGUUGAAGGUCAUCGUUGGUGAUGUGGAUGAACCCCCGCUCUUCACCAUGCCUUCCUAUGUCAUGGAAGUUUAUGAAAAUGCAAAGAUUGGGACUCCUGUUGGCACAGUAACAGCACAUGAUCCUGAUGCUGCAAACAGUUUAGUGAGAUAUUUCAUUGAUCAUAACACAGAAGAAGACAGGUAUUUCACCAUUGAUGCUAGCACUGGAACCAUUAAGACUGCCAGGAUCUUUGACAGAGAGGAGACACCUUGGUACAACAUCACAGUGGCUGCUUCUGAGAUAGACAAUCCUGAGCUAGUGAGCCACGUUCCAGUUGGUGUUAGAAUCCUGGAUGUCAAUGACAAUCCUCCCGAGCUUGCCAGAGAUUAUGAUGUAGUCGUCUGUGAAAAUUCAAAGCCUGGUCAGGUAAUUCAGACUAUCACUGCUACUGACAAAGAUAACUCUGCAAAUGGCGCAAGAUUCCAUUUUUCUCUUGAUGAAGGGCUUACUUUGAAUCCCAACUUUACUCUAAGGAACAAUGAAGAUAAUACGGCCAGUAUUCUGACAAGACGAAGGAGAUACAGUCGAACCACCCAAGAUACCUAUUACCUCCCCGUUUUGAUUUCUGAUGGCGGCGUUCCCCCUCUCAGCAGCAGCAGCACCCUCACCAUCCGGGUUUGUGCCUGUGAGAGGGACGGACGAGUGAGAACUUGCCAUGCUGAAGCUUUCCUCUCCUCAGCUGGCUUGAGCACGGGAGCUUUAAUUGCCAUCCUGCUCUGCAUUGUCAUCCUUCUUGUUUUCUCUUUAGCAAUUGUGGUCCUUUUCAUCACCCUAAGACGUAGCAAGAAGGAGCCUUUGAUCAUUUCAGAAGAAGAUGUCCGGGAAAAUGUUGUGACAUACGAUGAUGAGGGAGGUGGAGAGGAAGACACGGAAGCAUUUGACAUCACAGCACUGCGGAAUCCAUCUGCUGCUGAAGAGCUGAAAUACCGGAGGGAUGUUCGGCCUGAAGUGAAGCCUCUGUCCAGGCAUCAUCCCUCCUCAAGCCUUGACAGUAUAGAUGUUCAGGAGUUCCUUAAUCAAAGACUGGCAGAGGCUGAUCUGGACCCCAGCGUGCCCCCAUAUGACUCCCUGCAGACAUAUGCCUAUGAGGGUCAUCGAUCAGAAGCUGGGUCUAUCAGCUCUCUGGAUUCAGCAACGACACACUCUGACCAGGACUAUAAUUACCUUGGAGACUGGGGACCCGAGUUCAAGAAGCUAGCUGAACUCUAUGGGGAAAUAGAACCAGAAAGAACAACUUAGUUGUAAUUCCCAGAACAGAGAAGUUCCUAAACCACUGGACAGAUAAUGACAACAAUGGUAACAAAAAAAAAAAAAAAUGAAUACAGUACUUGGAACUGAGUAAGUUGUAUGCAGUUACUGUAGAACAAGUGCCCUUUUCAUAUUUGAAACUGGGUUCUCCAAUUGAAAGAAAGUCAAAUUUUGGAAAAUACAGAAAAAAGAAUCUAUUGUCCCUUGUGUAUUUUUUUUUAAUUGCUCAUUAAAGUGUCUGGUACCUUAUCUGCAACAAUACCUAAAGUAAAGCCAAGAAAUGAUAUUUUUAUUGCAAUAUGCAUAACAGCUCCAAGCUGCUGUAAGUUUAUGGUCAUGUCUGUUUGAGAAGAGAGCUAAAAAAGGAUCAAAUGUCUUGCAGGUGGUUGUGAUGUUGCAUUUCUAGCUGUGUUCUAGGCCUUGUGAUCCCAACAUGAGGUAGACAAUGAGGUUUACUAUCAGUGUGAGAAGUGAUACCAGUCUGUUUCCUUUACAGAGGUGAUAAGCCACACCUGUCCUCUUAAAUAAAUGGUCCUUUGAUGAUUUAAUCUUAUUGACUUAGCAGGUUGCAUUGAGAAGCUGUCAUUUUGUAAUGUCCUUCAUAAUCUUGUCAUCCAUAACCAGCUAACAGAUGGAGGGCAUCAUUAUCUGUAUCUCAAACUCAGCUCUAGCCCAUAACCCCAGACCUGCUCUAUUACUGCGUGCUGGAGGAGCAGUUGUUUCGAGUGUUGUGCUUUUUCUUUUUU